AUGGAUUGCCCUCAGCAAUUUCAAAGUAGCUGCGGAUGGGAAAUUAGUCUUGGGGAAGGGGCUGGAGCUGGCGGCUCUUCCCAUAUUGGGGAUUCUUUUAGUCCUUGUCCGCGGAACAAUGAGAAUCGCUGGAGCCAAAGUGACCGUGCGCAAGAGGGCCUGGUAGUUGAUUGGAAUGGAGGAGCAGACACAGCAGCAGAACACGGCCCAAACAACGAAGAUACAUCUCCUCAGGGCUCAACAGGACAAGGCAACGAACACGCUGCACCCAGCCCGGGCAAUGGGUACCUUCUAGGACCAACGCACGGUGCGGGUCUGGUAGUGUCGAGGAACGGAAUGGCGGCUAGCAACGGCUUUGGCCUAGGGCGCACAGCAAGCAACCAUGGCCUUCCAGGAGGACAAACUUUACAAAAUCCGAUCAACGAGCAAAGCAACAGACUAGUUUCUAUUUCCCUGGGAGCUUCGCAGCGGCUCCCGCCAAUAGCAGUCGUGACAUCAGGCACACCAAGAGGAGAGGGUUGGAACGAAGGUUCUUGGAGUCACUUUCGUAGUGGAUUUGCUGCUAGAAAUCUGGCCCCUUCCAACAACUGGCCGAUGGUGCCGGCCCCUAUACCUGGCACCUUCACCUCUAAUUGGUCGACGAAUAAUUCACUUAUACGUCAAGAAGCUUUUGUCGUCGAGGCGCAAUCAAACAGGUUCUCUGCACUUCCUCCCCUGCCAAUGGGUGUGUUGCCCCAAGGACCACCCACCGGUACCGCUUCUCAUACCGAACAUUCGACUGCCUUUCCACCCCCUGAGAACCCCGAUCAUGACAACGGUAGAGCGCUAGGACGCGGACCGAAUCGUAAUGACCCAUUUUCACUGAAUGCCCCAGGAAAUGGACUCGCCUCACACGAUUCGAGCGGCAGGCUCGAGCAGAAUCAGGAACAAGCUCACGACGCAAUAAACCCGACGGCUUUGGAAAGCCGGAGUGAAACGGGUAGCAAUGGUCGACCUCAAACAAUAGAUGAUGACCCUCAGAGUGACCGAGCAGGACACGAUGCAACCAAUGAGCGAAUGAACAGACCGCCGCCUUUGUCCCGUAGAAAUGGCCAACAGCUCCCGCCGAUAACAUCACUCGCAACAUUCAGCACACCAAGAGGAGAGGAUCUCAAUGCUGGUACAAUUCCAGUUGUGGUAUUGGACAACAACCCAAGUUCUUCAAGUAGAUUUGCCACCAACAAUUCGGGUGCAACCCCCCAACCAUUGGCAACACCGUGGUCACUCCCAGCCCCCACACCGGGCACCUUGACCGCCAAUUGGCCAGCGGGCAGCCCGUUCGCAAAUCCUGGUGCUUUUGGUGUAAAGGGUCGAUCGAAUGGAUCCUCUGGGCUUCCUCCGCCAGCGGGUAGCGUUACGACGGAAUAUGGAUCCGGCAACGAGCCUGCCACCUGGGUUUCAAAUGGCCGGCCUCUGCUCUCAGGGCCGACGCGAUACGGCGCGACGAUGGGCAUCCCACAUGGCUACGAUGCUUUGACCUUGAAUGGGACAGGGGGUCAGACGGCAAGUCCUAUUGAAAACGGUCAACGGAACAUAAUACACCAAGGUCAAAAUAUUCCCGCAGGCUAUCAACCUGCUACCCUGGGAAACACACCGUGGCAACCACCGGCGGAGGAUUUGAUUAGCUUUGAUUUCGGAAGCCCGGCCAGUUCGUUUCAAACUAACUUGGAUUUAUGGCCCAACCAGGUUCAAAGCGAGCCUUUAUUGUCGAUGAAUGGUCUUCACGCCACAAAUCUUGACUUAUGGCCCGGCCAGGUCCAAGGUACAUUUCCGAUGUCAAUGGACGGUUUUUACGCCACAAAUCUCGACUUAUGGCCUGGCCAAGUGCAAGGUGCAGCUUCGGUAUCAACGGAUGGUUUUCACAUGGAUCUCGACAUAUCAUUCAAUCAAGUUAGUCAUAUUCGAUAG
This is a messenger RNA of Ophidiomyces ophidiicola, 1947 nucleotides long. RefSeq lists its product as uncharacterized. Lineage: Eukaryota; Fungi; Ascomycota; Eurotiomycetes; Onygenales; Onygenaceae. The record is from RefSeq and is a predicted model, not a curated record. The coding region runs from base 1 to 1947 and encodes 648 amino acids. The transcript is spliced from 7 exons.